This is a messenger RNA of Penicillium cosmopolitanum, 927 nucleotides long. Its product is annotated as DNA-directed RNA polymerase I subunit RPA34. The record is from RefSeq and is a predicted model, not a curated record. Gene Ontology annotation, biological process: transcription by RNA polymerase I. Lineage: Eukaryota; Fungi; Ascomycota; Eurotiomycetes; Eurotiales; Aspergillaceae. The transcript has 3 exons. The coding region runs from base 1 to 927 and encodes 308 amino acids.
AUGGCCGCCUUCUCUUCCUCCGGUAGCGACAGCAGCUCGAGCCGGUCCACAUCGCCUGAGCCUGACAACAAGCAGAAGCAGACACUGAAGGGGGCAUCGAAGGCGAAGGAUGAUGCUGAAGAUUCCGAUUCCACCGACUCCUCCGACUCCUCCGACUCUUCAAGCUCUGAUGAUUCGAGCUCCGACGAAAUGGACACAAGCGAGGAUGUCUCACAGACUAAGAAGGUGACUUCUUCUGGAUCGAAGACAUACAAGGCGCCCUCCGGCUUCAAGCCCGCAAAUAAGCAAGCCGCUCCGUCCUCUAGCUCCUCCUCUCUUCUCUCCGACCUGCGUGGCAAGCAAAUCUAUCACAUCUCCGCCCCGGCAUCCCUUCCAUUGUCCAAGGUGAAGGAAAUUUCCAUGUCGAAAAUCAUGAAGGGCGAACCCAUCCUUGAGUUUGACGGUGUGAAAUACGGGAUUCCAGCUGAGUCGAUUACUGAGGAAGGAUCGGAAGGGAAGAAGCUCCUCGUCUACGAUGAGAGCACCCAGACCUACGUCAACAAGUCCGACAAUGUCCCUAGUUAUCAGAUUCAAGAGAUGUUCAACCUACCAGGCUCCGUAGGUGGAGGCCUUACUGCGGUUGAGGCAUUGCGAGAUACAGUCAAGCCGGCUCGACCCCAACCAAAGAAGCUGAGAAUGCGCUUCCGUCCCGUUGGCAGCCUCCCCAGCGCUCCCGAGACACUUGGAUCCAGCUCGGACGAGGAGAAGCGCAAGAGAAAGCACCAUCACACUGAGGGUGAUGCUACCCAAGCAACUGGUCUUCCCCGAAAGAAGUCAAAGAAGCUCUCGGCACAAGAAGAUGUACCCCCCGCAGAGGAGAGCAAGAAAUCGAAGAAGUCCUCUAAGGACCGCGAGGAGAAGAAGCGAAAAAAGUCCAGCAAGGCAUGA